GACCAAUUGAAGCCACGAAAGCCGUCCGACAAAGUGAAGCCCAUCGCCGGACUCAAGAGUUUUGUGUCCAAUAAAUUUGUUCAAUUCAUUGAAGGCUAUGAACGCAUUCUCGAGAAGCGCUUCCCGAAGACGUUUAAGAUAUACCAAACACUGUUUGUCACACAAAUAAUAGGCGCUAAAGAUUUCUACAAAGAUAUCGUCCAACACUUCCAGAUAUCGAAACAACUCUUCGACGGCAAACGUCUCAACGAAUUAAGUUAUAGCGAACUUAUGAUAUAUUAUAAGACACCGAAAGACAUGGCACGAGUGGGUCCCGUGUUGUUGGUGUCGGCGCUCCCGUUCGCCAAUUACGUGGUCUUUCCGCUCGCCUUUAUGUUCCCGAAACAGCUCUUGUCCUCACAUUUCUGGUCAUUAGAACAAAGACAACUGUUUCAGACACAGGACCACACGAAGCGGUUAUACUAUUUCCGACCCGUUUUCAGACACAUUCAAAGACGGCUCCCGUCUGUCACACACGACAACAAACUUCAAGUGAAGUGUCGUCAGGUGUUCGCACAGAUCGGGAGCGGAACUCAUCCCAGUGUUGACCGCAUAUUAGACAUUAAGCCCGCAUUCGUUAGCAAACCCUAUGGAGCGAAACACUUGAAGUCUAAGCAUUUGUCAGAUUUAUGUCGGAUGUAUGGCUUGAAUGCCUUUCCAUUGGGCAGAAGGAGUCGACUUAUAAAACACAUGGGAUUUGUACGUGAAUUAGAUUUGGCAAUCGAUAGGACAGGCAUUCAAACGCUAAACUUGGAUCAAAUCAAAACAGCCUGUUUUAUGAGAGGUUUGAAUCCAAUAGAGUUGAGUAAAGAAGAGAUGAUAGCAUGGCUUCAGUCGUGGAUCAGUAUAGCACACAAAGUCGACAGUAAUUAU
Messenger RNA from Medioppia subpectinata, 912 nucleotides. NCBI's taxonomy places the organism in Eukaryota, Metazoa, Arthropoda, Arachnida, Sarcoptiformes, Oppiidae. The record is from the annotation of a GenBank genome assembly.